Messenger RNA from Closterium sp. Naga37s-1, 690 nucleotides. The record is from the annotation of a GenBank genome assembly. NCBI's taxonomy places the organism in Eukaryota, Viridiplantae, Streptophyta, Zygnematophyceae, Desmidiales, Closteriaceae.
AUGGGAGUGGAGUCGUCCGCCAUGAGGAGGAGGAGGGGAGGGGGUGACGACACCGGCUUGAGGGCGGGUGCGGUCAAAGAGGACGACACCACUUGGAGGGGUGGUGCGGUCACGUUACGCGUGGCGGCGCCGGGUUACUUGCAGCUGCGUUUGUGUCGCCCGUGGUUGCGCCUCGUGGCCCGCGACUGUGCGUCGGUCCGUGGAUGCGCCUCGUCGCCCGCGGGUGCGCGUCCGUCAGCGGAUGCGCCUCGUCGCCCGCGGGUGCGCGUCCGUCCGCGGAUGCGCCUCGUCGCCCGCGGGUGCGCGUCCGUCCGCGGAUGCGCCUCGUCGCCCGCGGGUGCGCGUUCGUCCGCGGAUGCGCCUCGUCGCCCGCGGGUGCGCGUCCGUCCGCGGAUGCGCCUCGUCGCCCGCGGGUGCGCGUCCGUCCGCGGAUGCGCCUCGUCGCCCGCGGGUGAGCGUCCGUCCGCGGAUGCGCCUCGUCGCCCGCGGGUGAGCGUCCGUCCGCGGAUGCGCCGCGUCGCCCGCGGGCUUCUCCCUUGUGAGGCGAUGCUGGUCGCGCCUCAAGAACAGAACCAGCGUCUCCCCUUCCCUCCUGACCUCGACCCAGCUCUCUCCACACUCAUUCUCGACUGCUGGCACAAGCAAGCUUCUCUCUUCCUUUACCUCCACCCAUUCCCUGCUUCCCAGUGA